AGAUUGAGGCGAGGGCUGGCCAUGCUCCGCCGGAAGGCGCCUUGUUCUCCGAAAGGGUGAGUUGAAACGCUGGCUGGAAAGGAAGCACCAGGACUUGUUCAGGAGUUUCACCAUCUUCCUCUGAAGACCUAGCCACCUUGCUCCAUGAAGGUCAGGACAAUCUGACAUGCACUUGUUUCUUGCCUCUUUUUACCUGAAGAGUAGUCCUCUUCCAUUGUGUACAUUUUUUUCUUAAUAGGGGAGGGGAGGGGAGAGCCAGUACCCCCCCUCCCCUUCCCUCCCUAGACCUUGGGGAAGUACCCUCCAUUGCUUUCCCAAGAUGGCAGACCCCAUCAUGGAUCUGUUUGAUGACCCAAAUUUAUUUGGCCUGGACUCUCUGACUGAUGACAGCUUCAACCAGGUCACACAAGACCCCAUUGAGGAAGCCCUUGGACUGCCAAGCUCUCUGGACUCCUUGGAUCAGAUGAACCAGGAAGGUGGAGGUGGUGAUGUGGGGAAUUCAUCAGCAAGUGACCUGGUCCCCCCACCAGAUGAGACAGCCCCCACAGAACUUCCCAAAGAAUCAACAGCUCCAGCUCCAGAAUCUUUAACUUUGCAUGAUUAUACCACUCAGCCCGUCAGCCAGGAGCAGCCAGCCCAACCUGUAUUACAGACACCGACGCCAACAUCAGGACUUUUGCAGGUCUCCAAGAGCCAGGAGAUCCUGAGCCAAGGGAAUCCUUUCAUGGGUGUCUCUGCCACAGCUGUCUCUUCCAGUAGUGCUGGAGGGCAACCACCUCAGUCAGCCCCUAAGAUUGUUAUCCUUAAGGCCCCACCAAGCUCCUCAGUCACUGGUGCCCAUGUGGCACAAAUUCAGGCCCAAGGUAUCACCAGCACAGCUCAGCCCCUGGUGGCUGGCACAGCCAAUGGUGGAAAAGUUACUUUUACCAAAGUGCUAACCGGCACUCCCCUUCGACCAGGUGUUUCCAUUGUCUCUGGUAAUACAGUGUUGGCCGCCAAGGUCCCUGGGAACCAGGCUACUGUUCAGCGCAUUGUCCAGCCCAGCCGACCAGUAAAGCAGCUGGUCCUACAGCCAGUUAAGGGUUCAGCUCCUGCUGGAAACCCUGGGGCCACAGGGCCCCCACUGAAGCCUGCAGUUACACUGACCUCUACACCUACCCAGGGUGAAUCGAAACGCAUCACCCUGGUCCUCCAGCAGCCACAGUCUGGAGGUCCCCAAGGACACCGGCAUGUCGUUCUAGGGAGUCUACCAGGCAAGAUAGUGUUACAGGGCAACCAGCUGGCAGCCCUGACUCAAGCCAAGAAUGCUCAGGGGCAGCCCGCCAAAGUAGUAACUAUCCAGCUGCAGGUGCAACAGCCACAGCAGAAAAUCCAGAUCGUACCACAGCCUCCAUCAUCGCAGCCUCAGCCACCGCCACCACCCUCCACCCAGCCAGUGACACUCUCCUCUGUGCAGCAGGCUCAGAUAAUGGGGCCGGGACAGAGCCCAGGGCAAAGACUUUCAGUACCGCUCAAGGUGGUGCUGCAGCCACAGGCUGGUUCUUCCCAAGGGGCCUCUUCUGGGCUGUCCGUAGUUAAAGUUCUAAGUGCCAGUGAAGUGGCAGCUCUGUCUUCACCAGCAAGCUCUGCUCCUCAUACGGGGGGCAAGAUAGGAAUGGAGGAAAACCGCAGGCUGGAGCACCAGAAGAAGCAAGAGAAGGCAAAUCGGAUUGUAGCAGAGGCUAUUGCUAGGGCCCGUGCCCGGGGUGAGCAGAACAUACCUCGAGUCCUAAAUGAGGAUGAGUUGCCCAGUGUUCGGCCUGAGGAAGAAGGUGAAAAGAAACGCAGGAAGAAGAGCAGUGGGGAGAGGCUCAAGGAAGAAAAGCCAAAGAAGAGCAAAACAUCGGGUACCUCCAAAACUAAGGGCAAGAGUAAGCUGAACACCAUCACCCCUGUGGUGGGUAAAAAGAGAAAGCGUAAUACUUCAUCUGAUAAUUCAGAUGUAGAAGUCAUGCCUGCCCAGUCACCCCGGGAAGAUGAAGAAAGCAGCAUUCAGAAGAGACGCUCAAACCGCCAAGUUAAGCGAAAAAAAUACACAGAGGAUCUGGAUAUAAAGAUCACAGAUGAUGAAGAAGAAGAAGAAGUGGAUGUAACUGGUCCAAUAAAAACUGAGCCUAUCCUCCCUGAACCAGUGCAGGAACCAGAUGGCGAGACUUUGCCUUCCAUGCAGUUCUUUGUGGAGAAUCCCAGUGAAGAAGAUGCAGCCAUAGUAGACAAAGUGCUUUCCAUGCGGAUUGUGAAGAAGGAGCUUCCUUCUGGACAAUAUACUGAAGCAGAAGAAUUCUUUGUCAAGUACAAGAACUACUCCUAUCUGCACUGUGAAUGGGCUACCAUCUCCCAACUAGAGAAGGAUAAGAGAAUCCAUCAAAAACUAAAGCGCUUCAAAACCAAAAUGGCUCAGAUGAGACACUUCUUCCAUGAGGAUGAAGAGCCCUUCAAUCCUGACUAUGUAGAGGUGGAUAGGAUAUUGGAUGAGUCUCACAGCAUUGACAAAGACAAUGGGGAGCCUGUAAUUUACUACCUGGUGAAAUGGUGCUCUCUGCCCUACGAGGAUAGUACGUGGGAGCUGAAAGAGGAUGUUGAUGAGGGCAAGAUUCGAGAAUUUAAACGGAUCCAGUCAAGGCACCCAGAACUCAAAAGAGUGAAUCGUCCACAGGCAAGUGCCUGGAAGAAGUUAGAGCUGUCACAUGAGUAUAAAAACAGAAACCAGUUACGGGAAUAUCAAUUGGAAGGGGUCAACUGGCUGCUCUUUAAUUGGUAUAACAGGCAAAACUGCAUCCUGGCUGAUGAGAUGGGAUUGGGCAAAACUAUCCAGUCCAUUGCCUUUUUGCAGGAGGUAUAUAAUGUGGGCAUUCACGGACCCUUCCUGGUCAUUGCCCCACUGUCCACAAUUACUAACUGGGAGCGAGAAUUCAAUACGUGGACGGAAAUGAACACUAUUGUAUACCAUGGCAGUCUGGCUAGCCGUCAGAUGAUUCAGCAAUAUGAAAUGUACUGCAAAGAUUCACGGGGGCGCCUCAUCCCAGGUGCAUACAAGUUUGAUGCCCUGAUCACCACUUUCGAGAUGAUUUUGUCAGACUGUCCUGAGCUUCGUGAGAUUGAAUGGCGUUGUGUCAUCAUUGAUGAGGCCCAUCGGCUAAAGAACCGUAACUGCAAGCUGCUUGAUAGCCUCAAGCACAUGGACUUGGAACACAAAGUGUUACUCACAGGAACACCAUUGCAAAAUACCGUGGAGGAACUGUUUAGCUUGCUUCAUUUCUUGGAACCUUCACAGUUUCCUUCAGAAUCAGAGUUCCUCAAGGACUUUGGGGAUCUCAAGACAGAGGAACAGGUUCAAAAGCUACAGGCCAUUCUCAAGCCAAUGAUGCUGAGAAGACUCAAGGAGGAUGUUGAAAAAAACCUGGCACCCAAACAGGAAACUAUUAUUGAAGUAGAGCUGACCAACAUCCAGAAGAAAUACUACCGGGCUAUUUUGGAGAAGAAUUUCUCCUUCCUUUCCAAAGGGGCAGGUCACACUAACAUGCCUAAUCUGCUCAAUACAAUGAUGGAGUUGCGCAAAUGCUGCAACCACCCAUAUCUCAUCAAUGGUGCAGAAGAAAAAAUCCUGACAGAAUUUCGAGAAGCUUGCCAUAUUAUACCUCAUGACUUCCACUUGCAGGCCAUGGUUCGCUCAGCUGGCAAAUUGGUUCUUAUUGACAAGUUGCUUCCAAAACUUAAAGCUGGUGGCCAUAAGGUUCUGAUCUUCUCCCAGAUGGUACGCUGUCUAGAUAUCCUAGAGGAUUAUCUAAUUCAGAGGAGGUACCUAUAUGAGCGUAUUGAUGGGAGAGUCAGAGGUAACCUUCGACAGGCAGCUAUUGACCGCUUCAGCAAGCCUGACUCAGACCGUUUUGUCUUUUUGCUAUGCACCCGGGCUGGUGGACUUGGUAUUAAUCUCACAGCUGCUGAUACCUGCAUCAUCUUUGAUUCAGACUGGAAUCCACAAAAUGACCUGCAGGCGCAGGCACGAUGUCAUCGAAUUGGGCAGAGCAAAGCUGUGAAGGUGUACCGUCUCAUCACUCGUAAUUCUUAUGAGAGAGAGAUGUUUGAUAAGGCUAGCCUUAAGUUGGGAUUGGAUAAAGCUGUGCUUCAGUCCAUGAGUGGUCGGGAUGGCAACAUUACUGGAAUCCAGCAGUUCUCCAAGAAAGAGAUUGAAGAUCUCUUAAGAAAAGGAGCAUAUGCAGCCAUAAUGGAAGAAGAUGAUGAGGGCUCCAAGUUUUGUGAAGAAGACAUUGACCAGAUCUUGUUAAGACGAACCACAACCAUCACCAUUGAGUCUGAAGGAAAGGGUUCUACCUUUGCCAAGGCAAGCUUUGUUGCUUCUGAAAAUAGAACUGAUAUUUCUCUGGAUGACCCCAACUUUUGGCAAAAGUGGGCCAAAAAGGCUGACCUGGACAUGGAUCUACUGAACAGCAAGAAUAACUUGGUGAUUGACACACCUAGAGUACGAAAACAGACCCGGCACUUCAGCACCCUGAAAGAUGAUGACCUAGUGGAAUUCUCUGAUUUGGAAAGUGAAGAUGAUGAACGGCCACGCUCUCGCCGACACGACCGUCAUCAUACCUAUGGGCGCACUGACUGUUUUCGGGUGGAAAAGCACCUCUUGGUAUAUGGUUGGGGACGGUGGCGAGAUAUCUUGUCUCAUGGACGCUUCAAGCGACGUAUGACUGAACGAGAUGUGGAGACAAUUUGCCGGGCCAUCCUUGUUUACUGUCUUCUACAUUAUCGUGGGGAUGAAAAUAUUAAAGGCUUCAUUUGGGACUUGAUUAGCCCUGCUGAAAAUGGCAAGACAAAAGAAUUGCAGAAUCAUUCAGUCUUUAAUGUCUCCCCUUUCCCAGGUCUGUCUAUCCCUGUGCCACGUGGACGCAAGGGGAAAAAAGUAAAAUCACAAAGCACUUUUGAUAUCCAUAAGGCAGAUUGGAUCCGGAAAUAUAAUCCUGAUACCCUGUUCCAGGAUGAGAGUUAUAAGAAGCAUUUGAAACAUCAGUGUAACAAGGUGCUAUUGCGGGUACGGAUGCUCUAUUAUCUAAGGCAGGAGGUUAUUGGAGACCAGGCAGAGAAGGUGUUAGGGGGUGCCAUUGCCAGUGAGAUUGACAUAUGGUUCCCAGUAGUGGAUCAGCUGGAGGUUCCAACAACAUGGUGGGACAGUGAGGCUGACAAGUCCUUGCUCAUUGGAGUCUUUAAGCAUGGCUAUGAGAAAUACAAUACUAUGAGGGCAGAUCCAGCCUUAUGCUUCCUGGAAAAGGCUGGUCGACCAGAUGACAAAGCCAUUGCAGCAGAACAUCGAGUAUUGGAUAAUUUCUCUGACAUAGUAGAAGGGGUUGACUUUGAUAAGGAUUGUGAAGAUCCUGAAUACAAACCACUCCAGGGUCCCCCAAAGGACCAAGAUGAUGAGGGUGAUCCCUUGAUGAUGAUGGAUGAGGAGAUCUCAGUGAUUGAUGGAGAUGAAGCCCAGGUGACCCAGCAGCCAGGCCAUCUAUUCUGGCCUCCAGGCUCUGCUCUGACAGCUAGGCUUCGGCGCCUAGUAACAGCUUAUCAGCGCAGCUACAAGAGAGAACAGAUGAAGAUAGAGGCUGCAGAACGAGGGGACCGGAGACGACGGCGUUGUGAGGCAGCCUUCAAGCUAAAAGAAAUCGCGCGGCGGGAAAAACAGCAACGAUGGACAAGGCGUGAACAAACUGAUUUCUAUCGGGUGGUGUCUACCUUUGGUGUGGAAUAUGACCCCGAUACCAUGCAGUUCCAUUGGGAUCGCUUCCGUACUUUUGCCCGUCUGGACAAAAAAACAGACGAAAGCCUUACCAAGUACUUCCAUGGCUUUGUGGCCAUGUGUCGCCAAGUGUGUCGCCUUCCCCCAGCAGCUGGAGAUGAGCCCCCGGACCCUAAUCUGUUCAUUGAGCCCAUCACGGAGGAGAGGGCCUCACGGACUCUUUACCGUAUUGAGUUGCUUCGGCGCUUACGGGAACAAGUUUUAUGCCAUCCCCUUCUGGAAGAUCGGCUGGCAUUAUGUCAGCCCCCAGGUCCUGAAUUGCCCAAAUGGUGGGAGCCUGUUCGGCAUGAUGGGGAGCUUCUGCGAGGGGCAGCCCGACAUGGGGUGAGCCAAACAGACUGCAACAUCAUGCAGGACCCAGACUUUUCUUUUCUGGCUGCCCGUAUGAAUUAUAUGCAGAACCAUCAGGCAGGAGCACCAGCUCCACCCCUGUCACGCUGCUCUACUCCACUGCUCCACCAGCAGUAUACCUCGCGCACUGCCUCACCACUGCCCCUGCGCCCAGAUGCUCCUGUUGAAAAACCACCCGAGGAGACAGCCGCCCAGGUCCCCAGUCUGGAGAGUCUGACUUUAAAGCUAGAGCAUGAGGUGGUGGCCAGGAGCCGACCAACCCCACAAGACUAUGAGAUGCGAGUAGCCCCCUCUGAUACUACCCCUCUGGUUUCCCGGAAUGUUCCACCAGUCAAACUGGAGGAUGAGGAUGAUUCAGACUCUGAGCUGGACUUGAGCAAGCUGUCACCAUCAUCCUCUUCUUCCUCAUCCUCAUCCAGCUCCAGCUCCAGCACUGAUGAGAGUGAGGACGAGAAGGAAGAAAAGCUAACUGUUGACCAGUCCCGCUCAAAGCUCUAUGAUGAAGAGAGUCUCCUGUCCCUCACUAUGUCCCAAGAUGGAUUCCCAAAUGAAGAUGGAGAACAAAUGACCCCUGAGCUUCUGCUGCUACAAGAAAGACAAAGAGCCUCUGAGUGGCCCAAGGAUCGUGUCCUUAUAAACCGUAUUGACCUCGUCUGCCAGGCUGUACUCUCAGGGAAGUGGCCUUCUAGCCGCCGGAGCCAGGAAAUGGUAACAGGAGGAAUUUUGGGGCCAGGCAACCACUUGCUAGAUAGUCCCUCCUUGACUCCAGGAGAAUAUGGUGACUCUCCAGUCCCCACACCACGAAGCAGCAGCGCGGCUUCCAUGGCAGAGGAGGAAGUGUCUGCAGUCACCACAGCAGCAGCUCAGUUCACAAAACUUCGCAGAGGCAUGGAUGAAAAGGAGUUUACGGUUCAGAUCAAAGAUGAGGAAGGAUUGAAGUUAACAUUCCAGAAGCACAAGUUGAUGGCUAAUGGAGUAAUGGGAGAUGGACAUCCUCUGUUUCAUAAGAAGAAGGGAAACAGAAAGAAGCUAGUCGAGUAUAUGGAGGAUCGCAGAAAACAGAAGUGGCAGAGAUGUAAAAAAAAUAAUAAGGCAGAAUUGAACUGUUUGGGAGUGGAACCUGUCCAGACAGCUAACUCUAGGAACGGGAAAAAGGGUCACCAUGCUGAAACUGUGUUCAACCGGGUUUUGCCAGGGCCUAUUGCACCAGACAGCAGCAAGAAGCGGGCCCGUAGGAUGCGACCAGACCUUUCUAAGAUGAUGGCCCUGAUGCAGGGUGGAGGCACUGGGUCCCUGUCUCUGCAUAAUACCUUCCAACACAGCAGUAGUGGCCUGCAGUCUGUGUCAUCUCUGGGUCACAGCAGUGCCGCUUCUGCAUCUUUGCCUUUUAUGCCGUUUGUGAUGGGUGGUGCAGCAUCAUCCCCUCAUGUAGACUCCAGCACCAUGCUUCAUCACCACCACCACCACCCCCACCCCCACCAUCACCACCAUCACCAUCCAGGCCUGAGAGCCACUGGCUUCCCUUCUUCACCAGCCACUACCACCUCUGGUACUGCCUUGAGGUUGCCACCACUGCAGCCUGAGGAAGACGAGGACGAUGAGGAUGAAGAUGAUGAUGAUGAUUUAUCUCAGGGCUAUGAUAGCUCAGAAAGGGACUUCUCACUCAUUGAUGAUCCUAUGAUGCCAGCCAACUCAGACUCGAGCGAAGAUGCUGAUGACUGAAGCCCCAGCAUGGUCCCCAUUGCUUGGGUGGCUGCUGUUAUUUUCAAUUACUCUGGCCCUUGGACUAUGGAAAAGUGGGAGGGGCAGGGGAGAUGUGGGGAAACCCAGGACUCCAGGAGGUGAAAAGGAAAAAGAAAACUUGUACCUGAUUGCUUCCAAAAUUGAGAGGAUUGGGUGGGCAGGGGGAACUCCUAAAAAAAUACAUGACCACUUCCUCAUUUCUGGGGAAGGAAAGGAGACUAGAGCAGCUGAUGUGCUCACCCCUCCCUAAACCCCUCCAUUAACCACAGACUAUGUAGCGCUGGCCCUAGCCUCUGGCAGAGCCUGUUCCUGGCCGAACUGUGGAUACAGCUGGAGGGUCAGGAACUGUUACCUUCCUUCCCCUUGGCAUUAAUAAAUUUAAGUUAAUCCUUUUCCA
Herpailurus yagouaroundi (jaguarundi) is the source of this 8333-nucleotide messenger RNA. It is a transcript of the gene CHD8, whose product is annotated as chromodomain helicase DNA binding protein 8. The record is from RefSeq and is a predicted model, not a curated record. Gene Ontology annotation, molecular function: protein binding; ATP binding. The transcript has 37 exons. The coding region runs from base 320 to 7915 and encodes 2531 amino acids. Lineage: Eukaryota; Metazoa; Chordata; Mammalia; Carnivora; Felidae. Gene Ontology annotation, biological process: chromatin remodeling.